AUGCAGUACGUCAGGAAUCUGAGCGACUCGGUCUCAACGGCAUGGAACUCGAUCAACCCGGCUACUCUCAGCGGCGCUAUCGACGUUAUCGUCGUCGAGCAGGAGGACGGCUCACUGCUGUGCUCCCCAUUCCAUGUGCGCUUCGGCAAGUUUUCACUGUUACGACCCUACGAGAAGAAGGUCGAGUUUAGAGUAAAUGGAGUGAAGCAACCAUACUCGAUGAAGCUCGGCGAAGGCGGAGAGGCCUUCUUCGUCUUCGAGACUACCGACAAUAUCCCAAAGAGCAUGCAGACUUCGCCGAUAGUGUCGCCUGCUUCAAGCCCGCCUUUUGAGCCUCAGCAGCCAGGCCUUCAAGACCCGGAAGUCUUUGAGCUGGAUGGAGAGUCCAGGAAGUCCCGUUCGCCGGGACCGGUCCGUCCCCAGCCGGCCAUAAUCCAGUCUGGUUUGGCACAAGAUGGUCUUCUCACACCAUCCUCGACUUCGCCCGAGCUUUCCAUCCGCCGGCAUAAAUCGGGAGAAUGGGACAAUUUCGAGCACCGCCCUCACAGCGACGACAUCUUGAGGCAACGGGCGCGCAGGCCGUCUUCGAACCUCGAUGUCGAAGACAUGUCGCUUGAUCUCGCGAACCCCUCCGACCGAUCCCAAAGCCCGCCUCCUCUCACGCGUGGCGAGGCACUGGGGCGGGCUGUGACACUCUCCAGGGAACUCGCAGCCGUCAACAUCCGCACACAAGUAACCGAAGAAGGCGACUUGAUGCUUGAUAUGAGUGACAUGAAGAACAACGAAGAGGACGCGUUUCGCGCUGAGAUCCUUGCACGCAAGGUGCUCUCACAGGAGCUAGAUGGAAACUACGAUGUUGGCGCGCUCAUUGGUAUGGACGAGCAGGCGAACCUGUGGAUUUAUCACAGUGAGGAGGCCAAGGAGGCUGCCAUGAAGAGGAUGAUGGAGACUUCCUUCAACAACCCCACCGUAGCCAUCGAUGCUGCUUCAGACCCGGGGUACCAUAGCGACGACAGCUCUGGAACUGCGCAGACCCCUGUUCAUAGGAGGACAGAGUCUGACGUCGGCCAACUGCGGCUCGUACAGACUCCUCCCUCGUCGCCAGGCUCUACUACUGCAGGUGACCCGAACAGGAACUAUGCCAAGACCUUGCGCCUUACCAGCGACCAGCUGAAGGCCAUGAACCUCAAGUCGGGUGAAAACACUCUCAGUUUCACGGUGAACAGAGCUACGUGCUCUGCGAACAUGUACCUUUGGAAACACGAGACCCCUGUCGUCAUUUCAGAUAUCGACGGCACUAUAACCAAGUCAGAUGCGUUGGGGCACGUGCUCAACAUGAUCGGACGAGAUUGGACACACGCUGGAGUCGCCAAACUCUACACUGACAUUCAGAACAAUGGGUACAAUAUCAUGUACCUCACCAGCCGUUCGGUUGGUCAGGCAGAUACAACCCGGGCUUACUUGCACAACAUUGUGCAAGAUGGCUAUCGACUCCCGCGAGGUCCAACCAUUCUCUCCCCAGACCGUACCAUGGCAGCUUUGCGCCGCGAAAUCUACCUGCGCAAGCCCCAUGUGUUCAAGAUGGCGACGCUCCGGGACAUCAAGAGCCUGUACGGGCCUGAUCAUCAUCCUUUCUAUGCCGGCUUCGGUAACAGACUAACGGAUCAGAUCUCGUAUCGCACUGUGGACGUGCCACGGACUCGCAUAUUUACUAUCAACUCCAAUGCUGAGGUUUCCCUGGAUCUUCUCAGUCUGAACAAGCUCAAGUUGAGCUACCUUAGCAUGUCGGAGAUUGUGGAGCACUAUUUUCCACCCGUGAGCACCCUGGUCAAGGGUGGCGGCGAGGAAUUCACCGACUUCAAGUACUGGCGCGAUCAACCCCUCGAGAUUGACGAAUUUUCCGCCAGCGACUCGGACGAGGUCAACAGGGACGAUGCCGAAGACGACGAGGACGACGAUGAGAGCCAAUAUGCUGACGACGAUGAGGCUGGCGACGCUAUGGGCGAAAGCUACAUCUCGCGCAACUCGGUCGAUGAGGGCAGUGUAUACUAUGAGGACGGCCAAGAGAUGUUGGAGGACUCGGCUGUUUUUGAGCAGGAAGACGCCGAUGGGGAGGAGGAUGAUGAAGACGACGACGAAGCGAUGCAAAGUGAAGAUGAGGACAUUGCUGUUCGGGGUAGAUCCCCUGCUGCAUCAACUGUGAAUGGAAAGAAGAGCUCAGCUCCGAAAGAUGCUGUUACCGACGUCGAUGCCGAGGUCAUCACGGGGGUCAAGAACCUCCAGGUCAAUGGGGACAUGCAUCGUUGA
Molecule: messenger RNA, 2307 nt
Organism: Pyricularia pennisetigena
Lineage: Eukaryota; Fungi; Ascomycota; Sordariomycetes; Magnaporthales; Pyriculariaceae
Exons: 2
Coding region: 1-2307 (768 amino acids)
Biological process (GO): fatty acid catabolic process; triglyceride biosynthetic process
Cellular component (GO): nucleus
Molecular function (GO): phosphatidate phosphatase activity
Source: RefSeq, a predicted model, not a curated record